AUGGCUCACGGCAGCCCCGUGCCUGAACUAUACAAGUCCAUCAUCGAAGAUGUGAUUGAAGGUGUGCGGGAGCUCUUUGCAGAGGAGGGUGUAGAAGAGCAGGUUCUGAAAGACCUGAAGCAGCUUUGGGAAACGAAGGUGACACAGUCUAGAGCAACAGAAGGCUUCUUCAAACACAGCCACUGUUCCCCACGGUUCAGUCUGCGGCUGCCACACAGUUCUCACAGCAUUUUGCAGACUUCAGCAGCUUCUUAUGUCAUCCAAGCUGGCAGAGGUUUUCAGCAUUUCACAGCAGCAAAACUGGGGCCCCCACGAGUGGGUGUGACUCUUGCUCUCCCUUCGUGUGUUGCUUAUCCUUUACAGAUCCCAGCUGGAGUGAUGCUGCAGCCAGCACCAGGGCACCUUUACAAGGUGAAUGUGCCUGUUGUGGUCACACAGGCCUCAGGAGAUGGAAGCAUUCUCCACUACCCUGUGCAGCAGAUGUUUCAUCCCCUGGGGCAAGCUUCAGUUCUGCAGGCCAGCCUUGCCAGUGUCACACAGCUGAAUGCAUCUGCUGCCCAUGCAGCUGGUGAAACACUGCAGCCCCAGGAGUCUGCUCUCCAACAGGCUGUGCUGUUUAAACCAAGCUAUGUGGAAAAACAACGCCUGGAGAACUCUGCUACCUUGGUCCAGCAGCCUUCUGUGAGUCUGCAGGAGUAUGAAAUUAAUGCAGUGUUGAAUCAAUGCAGUGAAUCCACAGAAAAAUUUCAGCAUGACAACCUUCACACAGCUGUGUUUACUCCAGAGUGCUCUGAAGGACUUUUUAUUGAUGAAUCCUUGGCAAGCAGCUCAAGCAGUGUCCUGCUAGAUGUGGAGGGGCAGCUGGACAUGGUGCAUCCGGAGCUGCUGCAGCAGCAGGUGUCUGAUGAUAUCAUUGACCUGAUUAUUGCAGGGGAAGGUUUGGAUGAAAAUGCAUUUCUAAAGGAUCAGGGCAGCAUGGCUUCCUCUGACAAGGUAAGGCCUUUUGUUUCUCAGCAGACGGAAUCUGAUUUACCGCUGGAGAAAGAGCUCUGCAGUGACAUUGAAGGCAUAAGUCAGCUCGAUGGCACCGGGGAUGUUUCUUCCAAGGAACAAAUUCCACAUACAAAAGAUAAAGAUGAGAAUGAAUUCAUUGGCUUUAUUGAUUCAGAGGAUCUAAGAGUUCUGGAUGAUGAGGAAGACUAUGAUGAAGAAUGUGACAGCUCUUCAAACAUAGAGUCCAGUGGCACUGAUGGGGACAAUGAAGACCUGCAGAUAGACAUAGUUGAGGAGGACCCCUUAAACUCUGGUGAUGAUGUCAGUGAGCAGGACAUUGCAGACUUGUUUGACACCGACAAUGUGAUAGUUUGUCAGUAUGAAAAGAUACAUCGAACUAAGAACAAAUGGAAGUUCUACUUAAAAGAUGGAGUGAUGUCCAUUGAGGGUAAAGACCACGUUUUUGCAAAAGCCACUGGAGAUGCAGAGUGGUGAAACUUCACUCCAGUAUGUCCUUGAAGGCUGUGGCAUUAUUACCUUAUAAGCCUUCUGUGAAACAAUUGGACUUUAUAUAGUUAUGCCAUUAAAAAACCAACCAGAACCAGAACAAAACAAACCCCAAAACAGCAAAUCUGUGAUGAAAAAAUAUGCUAAAUCUGCGUUGUUAAUUUGUGGUGUUAAUCUGUUCAGUUUGCAAACUAAACCACUCGGCUGUAUUUGCUGUUCUUUUCUGAUUAUUUCAUUUUUUCCAAUGAAAAAGCAUCAUUGGAAUGAAUAGCUUUAAAGUUUGAAGUGUUAUAUCUGUUUGUAAUUCAAGAAGGCAAAGAAAUAAUUAGUAAUCAGUAGAGAACUACAUAUUGGUUAUAAUCAAAUAAGUUUUAGUUCUGUUAUUUUUUUCCCCCAGUUCUUAAAAGCUGAGGUAUGAGUUGAAAUAUAAAAUUGCACUGUUACAUUAUUCUUUUCAAAGAUUUUUGAGUUGAAAAAAAAAAAGCAAUAUCUAUGCAAGUCUGAAACCUGUGGCUGUUUCAGCUGCACACUUCUCUCAAUUUUUUAGUCGCUUUGUGUUUUUUGGGCUUAGUUUAAAGACAUGCACUCUAGAUGCAAUAAGGGAAAUGUCUGGGAAAGAUCCUGGAGCUCUCAAUAUAUGAGAAUUAUUAUUGUUUAUUCUAUACUAGCUAUGUCUACUGAGAUGAAAUGAGUAGUGUGAUGUAACAUUAAAAUGUGAUUUAUUUUCACUGUCAAUGCAAAGUCAUUUAAGUUUGCUACUGUACAUCUCCACUUUGUUCUAGGACUACAGACC
Messenger RNA from Motacilla alba alba, 2293 nucleotides. RefSeq names its product general transcription factor IIA subunit 1 like (gene GTF2A1L). The transcript is spliced from 9 exons. Gene Ontology annotation, biological process: transcription by RNA polymerase II; transcription initiation at RNA polymerase II promoter. Gene Ontology annotation, cellular component: transcription factor TFIIA complex. The coding region runs from base 1 to 1488 and encodes 495 amino acids. The record is from RefSeq and is a predicted model, not a curated record. Lineage: Eukaryota; Metazoa; Chordata; Aves; Passeriformes; Motacillidae.